AAACUGAAUUAGUUUUCCAUGUAAGUAAACCAUGUUUCUUUGAGUGGGUACCCAACACAAAACCUCUGUUGCCUCUGCAGCAAGGAUUUCUCUACAGCAUAAAUCUUAAUCAUUGAUAAUAUUCUUCUCUGUUGUUAUGGAUGAUGGGAUUCAAAACCAUUAGAAGUAUGGAAAACUCCAUAACUAUUCUCCCCUCUCCCAAUAGAUUGUAAUUUUCCUCAUUGUUGCUGCUUCUUUCAGCUUCAUUCUGAAAAUGAGAACCCCUUUUGUCGGAUUCAGCAGUAUACUAGUGCUUCUUGUUUUCGUCUCUGCUUCCUGUUUUUCUACCCAUGGAAGUUUGGAAAUGGAGAGAACUUUGGCGAUUAUAAAACCAGACGGAUUAAUCGGUAACUACACUGAUGAUAUCAAGAGAACAAUUGUAGAAUAUGGUUUCAGCAUUUUUAAGGAAAAGAUUGUUCAACUUGAUCAAGCCACUGUAGAAAAGUUUUAUGCUGAGCACUCUUCAAAAUGUUUCUUUUCCAGGUUUAUAAAAUACAUGACAAGUGGACCAGUGUUGGUUAUGGUCUUGGAGAAGGAUAACGCUAUUGCUGAUUGGCGUGCUUUAAUGGGCCCUACUGAUGCAAGCAAAGCUAAGAUUACUCACCCUCACAGCAUCAGAGCAAAAUGCGGAUUGGAUAUAGAAAGGAAUUGUGUUCAUGGUUCAGACUCUCCUAAAUCUGCACAAAGAGAGAUUCCAUUUUUCUUUCAGGAGCUGUCCGCAGGUCAAUAA
This is a messenger RNA of Vigna umbellata (rice bean), 769 nucleotides long. The record is from RefSeq and is a predicted model, not a curated record. Lineage: Eukaryota; Viridiplantae; Streptophyta; Magnoliopsida; Fabales; Fabaceae.